This is a messenger RNA of Anolis carolinensis (green anole), 1663 nucleotides long. RefSeq names its product phospholipase A2 inhibitor and Ly6/PLAUR domain-containing protein-like. NCBI's taxonomy places the organism in Eukaryota, Metazoa, Chordata, Lepidosauria, Squamata, Anolidae. Gene Ontology annotation, molecular function: phospholipase inhibitor activity. Gene Ontology annotation, cellular component: extracellular region. The transcript has 6 exons. Bases 372 to 929 code for a protein of 185 amino acids. The record is from RefSeq and is a predicted model, not a curated record.
GCGAAGUGAAAUGUUAAAACUAAACAGUGAAACAGCUUCUAAGAAGAAAAAACGCUACAUCAUUGUAGUCAAUUUGACUUUCAUGCAAUUAGGGCUAAUACUCUUCUGUGAAAACAUUAGGCUUUGUACAAAAAUGUAGUUAUUUCUUAAUUUCAAAUCGUUAGGUCCUCCAUCACAGAUGCACACUGGAGAACAUAGAGAUUUAAAUCCGAUCUGUGAAUAACCAAACCCACAAGAGCCAAAAACCACAAAUGUGGAGGAAAACUGUCGUUUUUAAAAAUGGUCUCAAGAACAUUGUAGAAAGUUGUUCUUUGAUGCAAUGCUUCUUUCUGAUAUUUUUGCAGGCCCUUUGACCAAAAGAAUUCAGCCCAAUGUGGAGAGAGGUCUUCCGGAUUUGUCUCACCACGCAGCCUGUGCUUAGGUUCUUCAUCUUUUUUGUUGUCUUAAGAAUAGAUAACGCCAUAUAUGUUCCUCUUGAGUGUGAGGUUUGCAAUUACAUGAAUUCCGUGUGCACUGGCCCUAAGCAAAUGUGCCCUGUUAAGAAAGAUACCUGUGCCAUGACUUACUCCGCAAGUAGUCUGGAUGAAGUAACUACAUGGAUUACCACAGAGAAAGGCUGUGAAAGCUCGAACAUCUGUGGGUCUACCACCAUUGAAAUUUAUUUGGGGAAAGAUAAUUACUACUUGGAACAUGUACUUUGUUGUACAGGGGACAAAUGCCCAGAUGACAUUCCUGAAUUACCAAAGAUACCGACUGAACACAAAGGAAAACACUGUCUUUCAUGCUUUUCUUAUGGACCGAAAUGUCAUGGAAAGAUGGUGGAUUGCAAGGGAAAUAAUAUAUACUGCUUUCAAAUGCAAUCUCGUCUAUAUAACGAAAGACAGGAGGGAGGGAGCCUGCCUGACUUGACUGGGGAGAGCAUUCCAUAGGCGGGGGAGCCACUACUGAAAAGGCCCUGUCUCUCAUCCCCGCCAGCCACACCUGUGAGGCUGAUGGGACUGCGAGCAGGGUCUCACCUGACGAUCUUAAGCUUCAAGAAUCCCACUUGUACGUUACUGCUAAGGGCUGCACAACUAAGUCUGUCUGUGGUUUACUAGCUGUGGGUCAGUCUCCGAUUUGGAGCCGUUACACAACUCUUCUAAAUGCAGAAUGUAAGCUAGGACAUUCUAAGGGAUUUCAUUCAACCAGUUGCUCCAUGGCAAACAUCUUUUGGCUCCUGGUGUUGAAGAUCUUUCUCUCUGUGUAAAAGACCGGACCCAUUCCAACAUUCAGCUGUGCCUCCUUUUCACUUCCAUGUCAAUCUCUCCAAUGCAAGCUGACCUGUAGGAUUUUCUGCUUUCUUCAGUGAAAAUAAACACAAGUGUGUCAAAAAAGGUUUGUCGCUGCCUGUUUCCUGUUGGGUUUUGGGUCCGGGCUCUACAGCUUGGCAUUCCUGGUUCCUGUGAUUCUUCGACUUGGACUGGCUUAUUGUGAGUGUGUCUUCUCCCUUCUUGGACUUUUGGACUGGCGACUUCGGCUCUGUUUGGUGACCUGGGUGACGUUUGGAUUGGCUUACCGUGGAUGCAGCUUUCUCCCUUCCUGGCCUUUGGAUUGACUUGACUGCGGCUGGUGUAAACACUUUGGAGACGACGCUGGUUUGGACACUUUGCAAUGGCUUUUUGGA